This is a messenger RNA of Falco peregrinus (peregrine falcon), 4714 nucleotides long. RefSeq names its product zinc finger protein 185 with LIM domain (gene ZNF185). The record is from RefSeq and is a predicted model, not a curated record. Bases 166 to 2790 code for a protein of 874 amino acids. NCBI's taxonomy places the organism in Eukaryota, Metazoa, Chordata, Aves, Falconiformes, Falconidae. The transcript has 33 exons.
GGGAGGGUCGGGGAGAGCCGCUGCGCCCUUGAGGGCAGCAGUGCCUAGAGGUUGCGUGCAGCCUGCUCCGCAUCGGCCUUGCUAGGGGAAGGCACAGCUGAGGAGCCUCUGCAGGGGCUUGUUGCAUUCAAACAGUGACUGAAGUGGAAGGUGCUUCUGAGAACCAUGAUGUCCCUGGGUGUCAGUAAAGGACGUGUCAUUCCACCCACGGAUGAAGACCGCAGGAGGAUCAUUAAGCAGAUGAAGGUUCGCACCACCCUGAAAGGAGAUAAGAGCUGGAUCCACCACCAUAACUCAGACUCUGAGGAUGAGAAAAAGAGCAGCCCGCUGUCUGGACAGGCCAGUGGGGGAUCCACAGCCUCAACGCCUAUUGCUCCCCAGAAUGACAGGUCUUCUGCCCACAAGCCUCAGUCCGGUUACCUCAUCAGAGGGGUGUUCACAAGAACCAUUGAUAAGACCUCUUCUGUGCCAGAUUCUUCAUCUUCUAAUGAAGCACAGAAAAGCGCUUCUGCGAAGAGACACAGCCUGUGCCGUUCUUCCUCUGGCUACAGGAUGACCACUGAGGAUUACAAGAAACUAGCUCCGUAUAACAUCAAGCAAAAAUCAGUGGACUUGGAUGAGGAUGAUGUGCCUUUUACUCCAGAUGAACAUAAAAAGAGGACAGAGGCAGCCAACAGUGUCCUGAGACGCACUGCCAGCAGGGAACGUGCUUACGUCCUCUCAGCAGCCAAGAAAAGCAAUGGCAGCCCAACACAAGAAUUUCCACCCUUGUUUGCCAAGAGAAUUGAGAUAGAAGAAGAGGAAGGACAGCAGAGGAGGAGUCCAACUGUUUCUGGUUCAUGCAGGUUCACACCAGAUGACAACAGUACUAAUGGGCUAAGAAAAGCCACCUCUGGGUCUUCCUGGAAUGAGCCAAAGACAACAGCAGUGUCUCCCUCCAGCCCUGAAACAGAGAGUAAGAGCCAACCAACCAGAUCCUUAAGUGAAACUUCAGAGAGAAUCUCCACUUCUGCUGAAUUCAGAAAUGGUAAAAACAGACAAGUCCCUAAUGGAAAACCCUCAUCUGAAACAGUGUCACAGCAUGGGGAUGGUGACAAACCUCCGAAGGAAAAGUGGGAUGAACUGGCCCCCAGAGCAACUGUGGUUUCCACAAAUGGAAGUUAUACUGAACACACAGAAGCCAACAAUGGAUUUUACCCACCAAAGGACAUACCUGCAGAUGCUACAGAAAAGCUGCACCAUCGGUACGAGACCUCUCACUACCUGGAUGAUGCAGAGCCUGAACCUGCAAGGUCUAGCUUACAGUCUGAUGUCCUUUUUCCUCCUACUGAGAGAGCCCCUGUGCACCUAGAUGACACAGAAUAUUCCUUUAAAAGAUCUGCUCUGGGCUACGAGGAGAGAAGCAACACCCAAGAGAGCAGGUACACGAGUCCUGAGGUUCCAGCAUACAGCAAGCCUUACUGGAAUGAAGAAACGUCUUCCCAAGGUUUCAAAGAGGGGAGCACCCCUGGAGAAGGGGGGCAUGAGAGCAUGCAGGCCUCAGAUGACUAUAAACCAGAGCUGAUCCAAGAAGGGUUUUCAGACUCAAACAACCAUACUGAGAAGGGACAAGAGCCUCCUGACCAUGAUGUCCACCCAAAGCCUCCAAAGUUGAAGGAACAUACUGAACAUGAACCCAGCUUGAAUAGGUCCGUGCCAUGCUCCAAGGACAGCGCUAGUGGGAGUGUGGACAUUAACAAGGGAGUAUCGCCCUGUGUGCAGAGUGAAGAAGUCACUUCAAGAAGAUUCAGCGCUCUACCUAGAGAAGGCAGCAUCGCUGCUCCAGAGACCCAACGUGCAAAUGAAUCUGACCCAUUCCGGGAAAGGGUCACCCCACCUUAUGAAGAACAAGCUCACCCCGCCACAGAUAGUCACCCUGAGAGCCCAGGAGACUGGAGGCACGGCGAGCCUCACCCAGUGGCAGCCAGCAGGUCUAACUUCAGCUCAAAAGAGAGUGCUGUCAGUGCAUAUGAGACCCAGCGUCCCAUGCCACUGUACAUGGACCGCCAGCCUUUUAACACCAGCGUGUCAGCACCCAGUCACAGGAUACCGUCCUAUGUAGACAGCCAAGUAUUCAGCACCAGAAGACCUACCCCAGAUUACGAAGGGAGAGUUUACGAUGGGAGAAGCAGCCCUAGGAGCAGCAGAUAUGACAGCGCCAGUGCCAGAGGGCACUGUGAAUUUAACCCCACAGCUGGACGCCACGACUCCCUUCCCAGAGAUACCACCAUGUCCAUUUCCCAGAGAAGCCACAGGGUGCCGUUCUACAUGGACAGCUUAAACUAUAACAGCACCAGGCUUCUCUCGAAUUCGGGUGAGAGGAUCUGCAGUCCAGUUGCCACCUUACCACACAACAGCCCAGCAGCCUCCGGGUACCAGCCCAAUUCCAGCACUGCCGGAAAAGGGGUCCUCUUUGUGAAGGAGUACGUGAACAGCAGCGAGUUAUCAGCCUCCCCACGCUAUGGCAGUGGCAGCCUUGUGGAUUUGACCGAUUUGGAGAGAGCAACCUACAGCCACCACAGCUACCUGUCCAGCGCUCCCCUGCAGAGGGCCAGCGAACCUGCUUGCAGUUACUGUGGCCGUGAGAUCCGAGACUGUCCUAAGAUCAUAAUAGAACAUCUCAACAUCUGCUGCCACGAAUAUUGUUUCAGGUGUGGAAUUUGCCACAAAGCAAUGGGAGAUCUUCUGGAUAAAAUAUUCAUCCACCGGGACAUUGUCCACUGUGACAAGUGCUACGAGAAACUCUUCUAGGGUUUUGCAAAGCUGGAGAAGGCAGCCAGCGGAAAGUCCUCAGCAGCACCUACGAGAAUGUAUCUAGCAGUUCCUGACCGGCUAAGAUAGCAGAAUUCCUGCUCCCCGCUUUCCUCAAGUUAUUUUCCCUCCCACUGCCUCAUCACAGUGAAUGAGUUUAACAUCCGCUAGUUUAUGCUGUCAGCUGCAUACAAGACAAGUGCCAAUGCUAACAAGAUAAGGCAGUGUCACCUACAAAGAUAAGUGGGCUGAUUUUCCAGAGGUGCUGAGCCCCUCUGCCUGUCUUUAACUUCGUUAAGAUUCCAGAGCGCUCGCUGUGUUGGAAGUCAGGCAGAGCUCCUUAGGUCUAUCUAAGCUAAUUGCGAGAAACCUUUUCUGGUUUUGGUGGGGUUUUUUUCUUCCAUUUCAGCCAUCAGGCUGCAGCUUAGUGUGUGUGAGCUGGCACAAAGCAAGAAGAUACAAGAAGUGGUAAACACUAAAUUUAGGUGCUUGGGAGGGUUUGAAUUUAGUUCAUAGCAAAAGGCUAUUUCUGCUUCUCUCACCCCCAAAUUCUGCCUAGAAAUAGCUUCUGCCUGAUUUCCAUUUGCUUUCCAUGGGCUUUCAGGAGCACUUGCAGACUCCUUUACUCUAAUUGUAUGUCAGCUUUAAUUUCCCUUUCCUGCCUACUCCUCAGUGGAUUGCUGCAGCAGCAUGUGUGUCUGCUGUCUGUUUGGGAAGAUAACGCUCACUUUCACCUGGUAGUUUAACUUGGCCUCUGAUGGUAGGUGUCUCACGGCCAUACAGAACGUGCCAGAGAAUAGGUGUCUCAGUCGCCUCUCCUGACAGGGAGCACUGCUCGACUGAAAUCUGAAUUUCCCCCCACCUCGCCAAGGCUUGCUGUGCUGCCUCUCUUAUUGAUCUGAAUUGUGUACAUCACAAAUGCUCGCUCACGAAAUUGAACUUCGAGCAGAUGCUGUACUUACUAGAAGUCAGAAUCGCAUAAUUUUAGCCCUUAAUUCAGAUGCUGAGAGGUUGAGAAACCUGAAUACCAAAACCUGAAAGUCGGGCUCUAUGCCUUCAAAGUGCAGCUCCAAAUGUGUCCGGAGUUAGUUUGCUCGUUGAAAGCAUUAGGAAUGACUGCGAAGCGCCCAAGUCAGUUCUGUAGUAGCCCUUGCAUGGAAAUAGGUGAUGGCAAAAGCUCUAACACAGACUAUUGUUAGCUAGGUAAUUCUUUAUGCGCUUAGUGAUGGAAGCUGGCAUGCAUGCAAAAGCUUAGCAAGUUCGUGUUUUACAGCACAAGUGCUGCUUAGCUUUAUUUAGGCCACUGUACCAGUUAUUUAACCGAACCAUAGGCAUGACCUCGGAAGCAACUCCGUGAGGAGAACUCCCGUUAAGAGCAGUCACAGCUCUGCCACUGGCAGGCUUCAGGUUGUGACGGGGGACUGGGCAGCUCUAUUUUGAGGGUGCAUGGCACAACACCCCCCUGAAAGCCCAGCAGGCACAAAGGUGUGAUUUUCAAAAAUGAUGAACGAUUUUGGCUGCCUACGUUUCUAAAUUAUCAAGAUGUUAGAGGCGUUACUUUCUGAACAAAAAGAGGGUCACAAAAGCAGAUCAGGGAGAUGAAAUGCUCGCUUCUGAAAAUCACGGCCAGCAGUUCCUUACACGUCCUUGUACCAGUAGUGGGAGAUAACUGGUGCAGCAGCCGUUAGACGUCUUAUCCCACCAUGGUCAAAGGGGGCUUGUUUAAAAUACUGAAACAGAUGGGCCUGUAACUACAGGUGCGCUUUGAGAAGACAAUCUGCAGAAAUAAUUUAUAACCGAUUUGAGUUCCUGAUGGGUACGUGGCCUUAUAGGGAACGGGAUCUGUCCAUCGUACGUUUCGUUCCGUCUCCCCUCUGCACGGCGUUUCCCUGUUUCACCCCAGUAUACAGCUCUAAUAAACACU